AUGCCCGAUGGCCAGCCCAUCUACCAGCACCUCGCGGAUGCAAUCUACGCCGCUUGUCCGGAAGCCGACGGCGUGUACAUUUCCUUGGCCCAAGAGUCACUACUGGAUGACCGGCUCCGUCACGCAGCCCUUCCAGGCUAUAAUACAGAGAGCAAGCAAAGCCGUCGACCCACCUUGCUCAUCCUAUACGACGCGCGUGGGAACAACACCACAGAAUCUGCCGGUCCGGCAGCCGGCCUCCUCGCCGCCCAUCGAGCACACCCGGACGCCACGUGGCUCGUCGUCGGGUGCGAUUACCCCUUUGUCACUGUGGAAGCCCUGAGCCAGCUCAGAGAAAUGUACGCUGAGCCUGUGACGUGCUUCCGCAACGACGAGGGCUUUUGCGAACCCCUGAUCGGGAUAUGGAGCCCAAGGGCGCUAGAGAGGCUAGCAGAGAACGACGCAAAGGGUCGAUCCGGGCCGAGCGCUGUCGUCCGCGAGCUCGACGGGUUAACGAUACGGCCGAACGGGGCAUGUUCCACCAAGGUGCUGUGCAACGUGAACACGCCGCAAGAGUGGGAGGCGGCGCAAGGGAUCCUCACAAGAUGA
Parascedosporium putredinis is the source of this 588-nucleotide messenger RNA. The record is from the annotation of a GenBank genome assembly. Lineage: Eukaryota; Fungi; Ascomycota; Sordariomycetes; Microascales; Microascaceae.